Messenger RNA from Anarrhichthys ocellatus (wolf-eel), 4844 nucleotides. RefSeq names its product pleckstrin homology domain containing, family G (with RhoGef domain) member 6 (gene plekhg6). Gene Ontology annotation, biological process: endothelial cell migration; Rho protein signal transduction. NCBI's taxonomy places the organism in Eukaryota, Metazoa, Chordata, Actinopteri, Perciformes, Anarhichadidae. Gene Ontology annotation, cellular component: endocytic vesicle; plasma membrane; axon. The record is from RefSeq and is a predicted model, not a curated record. The coding region runs from base 1549 to 4413 and encodes 954 amino acids. The transcript has 13 exons. Gene Ontology annotation, molecular function: guanyl-nucleotide exchange factor activity.
AUUGAACUCAUCCAUAAAUGCCUCAACAAACGGGCUCCGUGGGUGCUCAGCUGACAACUGCAAAGUGCACUUCCGUAAAUCUUUAUUUGGACAGACGUCUUUUUCUGUUCGGGGAUCAACAUGUGGAACUCAAACUGGACCAUCACUGGGAUCAUUUUAAAUACGUUGAAGCAGUUUUUAAAGAGUGACCAUCAUGUAUUUAUGAAUGAUCUGGUGCUUGUUAUUUCUUUAUAUCAUUAUGUGUUUAUUUUCCCUGUUUUGUAUGUUUUUUUUAGUCUUCAGUUUUAUGUAUUUUAAAACCAAUGUAGGCAUUGCAAACUAGCAGAGCAGAGUACUAUGGAAAUAAACAUUAAAUGACGUAUAAAACCGCUUUAAACCGGUUCCAGAAAGGUUUUAAAAGACAAACUGAUCCCUUUGUUUGUAAUAAUUCAGCUUUUGUUGCCAGAUGUGUUUGUUUACCUAGUAUUUGUAAUGCUUUAACCCUGUAAAGAAAGUCUAAGUAACCCUUUAAAAUGAUAACAAACUACACAAUGCCCUUCCAUUCUUCCUUCCACUCUCUAUGCCUCUCUGGUAAAGCCUUUUAUUGUAACAAACUAUUCUCCUUGGUGUCCUUACACGCCUUAUUUUGGCAAUUAGUAACCCUGUGUGUUUAUCUUCAGCCUUUCCUCAAAGGCACCGCAUGUAAACAACCGUGGGGGAAAUGAAUCAUUGAUGGGAGAACCAUCGGUGCCAUGGCGAGACAGUGUGGACAGGGAGAGGCAGAGGGACACAGAAACCAGAGAUUCAGACGUUGAUGGGACGACAGCAGCUGCAGAGAUAAACCAUCACCACAAGGGGUCAGCAGACAAAAACAAGUUCAAUACGUUCAGCUAUCAGGCAAGUGAAAUGGAACAGGAAGUAUUGACAUUACCAGUGGUGGAAUGUAACUAAGUAUUUACUCAAGUUCAAUACUUAAUUGCAGCUUUGAGCUACUUGUAUUUCCCUUGUGUAUUUCCUUUUAUGCUACUUUAUACAUCUACUUCACUUUUCAGAGAGGGAAGUGUUGCACUUUUACAUCACUACCUUUAUCUUAUCUCUUACUGAUGCACUGUUCAGUGAAAACAAACUCCCUCUCAUGAAGUCUUUAUAGUCUGGGAUUGAAAGGGGCCAUUUGCCAUAAACAGAACUUUUACUUGUGUUGCUUGAUAACACUUCUGUACUUUUACCUCAGUAAGAUUUUGAAUGCAGGGCGUUUACUUCACAUUGAGUAUAAGGUGUCCAAGUGCUUAAAACAACUAGGAAAUUCAGAGGAAAUGUAUGUUACAGUAUCAGUGACACUGAGUACUGCUCAGCUGUAAAACACAAAUCAUGGGUACAGAUGCAUAUAGUCCAGAUUCAUCUCUUGCUCACUUUCUUUCUUAUCUUAGGGAUGUGUGUUGAAAUAACCUUCAAAAUGCACAACUUGAAAAUUGUAUUUUCCCUCUCCAGAGGCGGGCAAAGCAGAAGGGCGUGACUGACUUAGCAACAGUGAGUAAGGGACCGUCUGCAGUAGCCAAACCCAGAGCUGCAAUGAGACAGGUCCUGUUCAGCCAGGGAGUUCCUGAAAAGAACCCGGCAUCUGAGGAGCGAGGUCAGGUGGAUGUGUUGAAGCAGGAGCUGGGAGCCUUUGCUGUCCCCAUCAAUCUUAAGUGGAGAUGGAAGGAAGAAAGUCAAGGAACUACACUGGAGAAGAGCUGGACAGAUAUAGUGCACUCUCAUUCAACGAUGUCUAAGAUGCAGAGACACCAACAGGAGGCGCUGUGGGAGUUUGUCUAUACCGAGCUCACCUACAUCAACAAAAUAAUUAUCAUCAAAGACUUGGUUAUUGCAGCUCUUGUCAACCUCCACCAGCAUGGAUUUCUCCUGGAGGUGACCCCUGAACUACUUUUCUCUAAUAUUGCCUCCGUCCUCACUGCACACCAGCUGUUCUGGCAGGAGAUGAUUUAUCCCAUGUUACAAGAAGUCCGGAGGACAGGCAAGCCCUUUGACCCCAUGUUGUUAGAGGCUGGUUGCCUGCAGUUCCACGAGUGCUUCUCUUCUUAUCAGCAUUACUGUUCGGAGGAGGAAAACAAUCUGGAGUUUACACGCAGGCAGAUGCAGGGCAACCCACAUUUCCUCAGUUAUGUUCAGUGGGUGGAGACUCACCCUCAGUGUGAGCGGAUGCGGCUCGGGGACAUGCAGGUCAAACCCCAUCAGAGGAUCACAAAGUAUCCUCUGCUUCUCAAGGCCGUGCUAAAAAACACCCAGGAUCCUCAUGAACAGCACACACUCAGACGCAUGGUAUCCAGUGUAAACACUUUUUUGCAGAGCAUCAAUGACCACCUGAAACUAAAAGAUGAGAAACACGCUCUCAAUAUUUCUGCUCAGAGGGUGGAGGGAUACGAGGUGGAGCGCAUAAAUGAAGAUAUCGACAAGCAUGUCCGAGAGAUUUGUCAGUUUGACCUAACAUGCCCCAUCAGAGGAGUAGGUCCUAAAGUCGUACGCAAGCUUCUGCUGGAGGAGAACUUGAAGAUUCGGGAGAGAAAAGACAGCAAGCUCGAAGUGGUGGCACUACUUUUCUCAGAUGUUCUUCUAAUGACCAAAGUCCAGAAGAAAGGAGAGCGACUGAAGGUAGUUCGACCUCCUCUGGCCCUCGACAGAACUUUUUGCAUCACACUGAAAGAUGGCUGUUCAUUUGUUCUCGUGGAGGUAGGUGAGCUUCGGAGUGCUAUGAAUGUCUACAUAUUUGCAGCCAGUACCUCAGAGAGCUGCUCCGCAUGGGUCUCCACCAUCAACCAGGCGAAGGAAACACUGUGGAACUUGAGACAGACUGAGAGUAACAGACAACUGGAGAAUUGGACAAUCCGGCAGCUGGAGGCCAAACCUGUCACAGAAGCCAAGACGGAUGAUUUGGAGACAGAAGAACAACCUCUUACGCAAUCAGGAGGAGGGACUUUUGUGGAUGAACUUACUGAAGAACCUAUUAUCCCCCAAUCAAUAAAUGGGAUGUUGGCCUCUAAAGAAGCAGAGGAACAGUAUCAACCUCCAGAUGGUGUGACCACGAACAAUCCUGUUUUAUCUUUAUGGCACUCCCAGCCAAACGUCAAUAACCAUAAACUAGCUAGUCGGCAACAAGCAGUCAAUGGAUACGAAUGGAUAGAAAUGGGAGUGAGAGGAGACAAAAUCGGAAUCCACAGAGAGGAAGAAGAGAAAAGGGGGCAAAGAGUGUGGAACCACAGGGUACAAUCUGCCCCUAAUCUGGAUAAUUUCAGUCAUAGUAUUACAGCUGAUCCAUUACGAGACAAUACUACUGGACCACCUGCUGUCUUAUAUCCAGAUGUUGACUAUCCAACAGAGGAAGAAAGUACUAUAGACCCUCCUGGCCAACCAGCAGUAUUUAGGGAGGAGCCUGGAUAUUUAGGACUACCACAAGAGGGAGGAAUAUCAACAAAUAGGGACUCAGAUUCCCAGUCUGUGAACCAGGACUCCAGGAGAAAUUCUGACUACAGCCAGUCUGGAGACAUGGAGACAUCUCCAGAGGCUUGGGGUUGUUCCAAAAAUUUGAAGUCACCCGGGUUACGCAGGAAGAGGCUAAACAACACCCAUCAAGGCCCCUCUUCUCAGAUGUCUAAUCAAUUCUUCCAGGGCUCAGGACAGACAAAAAGCUUAUUUUUCUCCAACUCAAAUAGCCACCUGAAAAGAAACACUCAUCCAUCUGGCUCAGAGUCACAUCGGGUGCUUAAGCUGGGCUCCCUGAAGCCUAACCAAGGGAUAUUUUUGAACAUGCAUGAUAGAGUCUCUCCAGAACCCCAAACAAUGUCUGAAUCUGAGCUUCCUGAUUGUAACGUCGAUAACAGAGUGAAAACCCGAAGGAGGGCCUCUAUUCCUAACAUCAUCAUUGAAGGAACCCAUGGACUUGGCCUGCACACCAGUCUGUACACGUUACCCCAAGCAAAGGAUGCACCUUUCACAAAACCAAACGGAAACCACUCGGCUCUGGAGGGUCUUUUGGUAAGAGCCAAAGAGAGGAAUGGAUUCAAAAGAGACAGAAAUGUGAAAAAGGCCAAUUUCAGUUCAGGGAUUUCUCCUUCUCCCUCAUUUUCCACCACACCAUCCCCAUCGCCCAGUGAUGGAGACAGAGACACAGAGUGGGCGGUGGAGCUGAUAAGACACAGAGCCCCCACAGUGAGUAAAGGAUGGAAGGAGCAGCUGGUGGACGGAGAUGAAGAUGACAAGAGAAACAGUGGUGUCUUUAUGGACAGAAUAAAUGUGGACUGGUCAGGUUGGUGCUUUGAUGAUGAUGAAGUCAUGGAUCAUGUACCCCCUGAAGGCGAAGGGUCUGUGGAGGGCAUCCGCCGACCUUUGGAUAUCACCAGACUUACAGAGCAAGAGGACGGGGAGUGUAGUCAGGUGUAGCUCUGACGCUGCUCGUCAGAGUCCUGCACUGUGUGGAUCCAAAACGAUACUGCCAACCAACAACCAACUAUUGUGCAAAAUUAAAAAUUCAGUCCGUGAAUGUGAACUACAGAGGGCCAAAUUAACAAGGACGGUAGGCUUUUUCUUUUUUGUUUAAGGAAAAGCUGAAUAGUCUAAAAGACUAAAACAAACAUCUUUCCAGCAGUUUAGCAAAAUUCUAGUUUUCCGUUGACACAAAUGUCUUCAGUCUGAAUUUUUGGCCAAUAAUGAUUCUGUAAUUAAUGUAAAAGUAAUGUAGUAUAUUUUUUUAAAUAGUAAAACAACAUUUGGUUCGUGUUUGUGUAAAUGUAAUUAAACAUUCUUUUUUUUUAUAAAUGACUGUAUAUAAAAUGUACAUCAGUAAUAAUUCCCCCUGUCAUUGACCUGUAAGU